CAUCGCCAACCACCAACUAAUCCUACAGCAUCCCCCGAGACUCCUCGCAACAGUCAAGAUGCUUAUCCCCAAGGCCGAUCGCAAGCUCAUUCACGAGUACCUCUUCCGAGAGGGCGUUCUCGUUGCUAAGAAGGACUUCAACCUUCCCAAGCACGGCGACAUUGACACCAAGAACCUUUUCGUCAUCAAGGCUUGCCAAUCUUUGACCUCCCGCGGAUACGUCAAGACCCGCUUCUCGUGGCAGUACUACUACUACACCCUCACCCCCGAGGGUCUCGACUACCUCCGCGAGUGGCUCCACCUGCCCGCUGAGAUCGUUCCCCAGACCCACAUCAAGCAGCAGCGCUCUGCUCCUCCCCGGGGUAUGCUCGGUGGUGACGGCGAGCGCCGUGGUGGCCGUGGCGGUCCCCGCGGUGACCGUGGCGACCGCGAGGGUGGCUACCGCCGCCGUGAUGCUGGCGAGAAGGCUGAGGGCGCUGCCCCUGGCGAGUUCAAGCCUGAGUUCCGUGGUGGCUUCGGGCGGGGCCGUGGCGCCCCUGCUUCUUAAGCGAUUGACCUUUGCUUAAGGAGUACCGGACUAGAUACAGGAUCAUCUUUUGCUGCAUUACAAAAAGGGACAGGACCUGGUGGCAUACGGCGAAAUGAAAGGAUGAUACCACGAAUGUAUUACACGUACGAGAUGCGGCUUCGCACUCGCCGACCACUUUCACAAUGAUACCC
Messenger RNA from Macroventuria anomochaeta, 720 nucleotides. RefSeq lists its product as uncharacterized. The transcript has 4 exons. The coding region runs from base 59 to 547 and encodes 162 amino acids. Gene Ontology annotation, cellular component: cytosolic small ribosomal subunit. Lineage: Eukaryota; Fungi; Ascomycota; Dothideomycetes; Pleosporales; Didymellaceae. The record is from RefSeq and is a predicted model, not a curated record. Gene Ontology annotation, molecular function: RNA binding; structural constituent of ribosome.